UUCUCGACUUUUUAAAAGAAACUUUUCAAGGAAAGGUCACAGACUGCUGUCGAAUCUGCCACUGAAGUAGAGAGGCCGCGGAAUUUUCGCGUACAACCGACUGGUGGCUUUUCCUGAGCGGCAGCGCAGGCGGAGGUCGAGUGCGACGAACGCGUUUCUGGUCGCUUUCUCGAUUUUUUUCUCAAGAUAGAUUUUGUCUCAAAGACAAAGAUCCCUCAAAGAGGAUCGUUUUCUUCGGUGUCGAGCCACCCCCGUCGACUUGCCGUCUGUUUCCGCGACUCUGUCGUGUCUGCCGCAUCUGUGACCCGCGAAAGCUCUUUUCUAGACUUCGAGCACAGACGCCGGUUUUCCUCGAGUUCGGCGACCUCCCGAUUGCCACAGCUCCAGAUUAUUGGACCGCAAAUUCCUCUCUCUCUGCUGCUUUCUGCACCUUCUCGCUUUUUUUUUUUCAGCCGGUGGACGGUUCAAACGGGAUGCGACCUGGGCGCGCACCAGCCAUUCUUUUCUCGGCGGUUCUCUCCUGGAGUCUUCCCUUCUCUUUCUGAUUCCAGGCUCUUCUCGCUUUUCUUCUUUUUCUUUUUCUUUUUCUUCUUUUUCUCCUUUUUCUGAGACACCAUGCCGGCCACCGUCACCAACGUCCGCAUGCCGGACAGCAACAGAGUUCCUGUCUCCUCGACUCUCAGAACCCACGCCAUCUGGAAAGACACAGUCGGGCACGAUCCCUAUGCGCCGACAGGGUCAGAGAGCACAGCGGCGGCAGAUGCAGCGUUGAGAGACAAAGCGCAGGAACUUCUCGUCCUCGCUCGGCUGACUGGAUCUGUCGCCUCUCGGACCCCAGGUGCCUGCCCUAAAUGCAAGCAAGUCGGACAUUUGGCCUACCAGUGCCGCAACAUGCUGACAGGCUCGACAGACGCCCCUGACGACGCCCAGCUUGCGUUUCGUCGAGUGCAGGAAAAAGAUGAAGAAGAAGACGACAAAAAAGCGCGAGAGGCUCUGGGCAUUGCGACAGACUCUGAGCAGAGCGACGACGACGGUCUUCGGAGGAAACGCCUGCGAACAACGACGCCGGCCAGAGCGAGUGUGCCGCAUCUUCCAGCAGAGUCGAAAAAGAAGAAAAGAAAGGUUUCUUCUUCCUCAGAAAGUGACAGCAGCUCUGACAGCAGCAGCUCCGACAGCGACAGCGAGAGAGAGAAGAAGAAGCGCAAGCGCAAAUCGAAGAAGCAGAAGAAACGAGACAAGAAGUCCAAGAGCAAGAAGAGAAAGCAUCGAGGGUAAUUGAUGUCGAGAGCUGCGACCAGCGUCCGACGCGCGAGAACGAGGCAAACAGUGGAAAUGUUGUCUUUGUUUUUCAUUCGGACUUCUUGUUUUUUUUUAUCGAGUCUCUUCGAAAGGAACACUUGGGAACGGAGCCCUGUGCCGAGUGCUUUGCGUCUCGUUUUUCAAAAAGCAGAAAACGCACUAUCUUUUCGUCGUUCCGCUUGCAGCUGGGCGUUCAUGACAUGUUAAACGAACAACGCGUUCAAGGUCUCUUUGGACGUUUAGCUGUCGUGCUCCAAAGUCGGGAGACACAGAAAGACUCUCUGUUUUCUCUUCGAAAGGAAGUCUUUCUCUCUUCUUCGCAGUUUCGUUGGAAGAGUUGUCUGUUUCGUUCUCUUCGCUGCCUUCUGCGUCUUUUUCCUCUCCUUCGUUCUCCCUGGAGUAUUCGUCUUCUUUGUAUCAGGGCGGAAACGUGACUGGUGCCUUGGCUGUCUUGUUUCGUUUGGAUCUUCGCGUUUCUUUCUCAAGUGUUUUUUCUGUGAAUGUUUUGAACGCAACAGUGAAAAACAAGCCUCUCUAAUUCUUGUCUCUGCUCCGCAUACCCUACUCUACAGUUCGUUUUUUCUGCCCAAAGACGAGGCUCUCUCUCUAUGGCCUUUGCCGUCGUGCGUAUCUGGUCUUUUCGACUCUCCAGCUGUGGCCAUGAGUGUCUUCCGAGUCUGUGGACGUCUCCGUUCUUCUCUGUGCUCCGC
Toxoplasma gondii ME49 is the source of this 2009-nucleotide messenger RNA. RefSeq names its product zinc knuckle domain-containing protein. The record is from RefSeq and is a predicted model, not a curated record. The transcript is spliced from 6 exons. Gene Ontology annotation, molecular function: zinc ion binding; nucleic acid binding. Bases 616 to 1275 code for a protein of 219 amino acids. Lineage: Eukaryota; Apicomplexa; Conoidasida; Eucoccidiorida; Sarcocystidae.